Molecule: messenger RNA, 216 nt
Organism: Symbiodinium natans
Lineage: Eukaryota; Dinophyceae; Suessiales; Symbiodiniaceae
Source: the annotation of a GenBank genome assembly
AUGAUCCUCGAUUUGAAGGAGGACAACGCUUGGGACAAGCAAUACCAAGGGGCAAUCCCGGGGCCACUUGAGAACCGCAAGAGUCAAAAGCCGGCCACGCUUUCUGAGUCCAAGUGGGGCUUCGCCCUAGGCAGUGCACUUUGCGCGAUUGGCAUGUCCACGUUCUUCGCGCGCGACGCCAGCACCUGGGAAAGUCAGAAGGCCGACAGGUUGUAG